AUGUUCAGCUUAAAAACCAUUAGUGGGGCCUUCUUAUCGAAAAAUACGUCUUCUCUUACAAGAAAUGUCCAUGGGAAUAGCAGGAUUGGCACCAGAGAGGUCGUAGGUCAUGGGCACAAUGGUUCUUGUAAUUACAAGGACGAUGCUCAUUUUCCUUUCCCAGCGAUCAGGUUCCAAGAAAACACAUCGCAAAUUCAAGCUCUUCGCGAGAAAGAGAAAGGUGACUGGAAGUUCCUGUCGCUCGAAGAUAAGAAGGCUCUAUACCGCGCGUCGUUCUGCCAGACCUUCGCCGAGUUCCAGCACCCCACCGGCCAAUGGAAGUUCAUCCUUGGCUGGGGCUUAUUCUUCACCUCCUUCGGCUUUUGGGCGAUGAUGUUCAAACACUUUUAUGUGGACGAACCUUUACCAGACAGCCUGAAGGAGGAAAACCAGAAGGCUCAGCUGAAAAGAAUAUUGGACUUGAAGAUAAAUAAUGUUGAUGGUCUCUCUUCGCGGUGGGACUACAACAAAGGCCGUUGGAAGGGUACCUUCGAAUCAUAA
Pectinophora gossypiella (pink bollworm) is the source of this 540-nucleotide messenger RNA. Its product is annotated as cytochrome c oxidase subunit 4 isoform 1, mitochondrial-like. The transcript has 4 exons. The record is from RefSeq and is a predicted model, not a curated record. Gene Ontology annotation, biological process: mitochondrial electron transport, cytochrome c to oxygen. The coding region runs from base 1 to 540 and encodes 179 amino acids. NCBI's taxonomy places the organism in Eukaryota, Metazoa, Arthropoda, Insecta, Lepidoptera, Gelechiidae.